This is a messenger RNA of Cuscuta europaea, 391 nucleotides long. Lineage: Eukaryota; Viridiplantae; Streptophyta; Magnoliopsida; Solanales; Convolvulaceae. The record is from the annotation of a GenBank genome assembly.
CUGUAUUAUCUCCUUCCAUUUUCACCGUGUCUUUCUGUAUCAACCAAUCGCUUAUGCCAUAUCUCAUCUUUGCUCUGUCUAUCAUAAGCUACGACCAAACGCAUAUGUUGAUGUGAAGUGUUCCAAUUGUUCUGUUAUCCAUAUGGAUUCCAUUGUUAUGAUUAUGCUGAAGUUGGGUGGAAGUUGGACCAAUGACUAUAACUUCAACAGUAACCUCACCUUUGCUAUUCAAGUUCUUUACUCAUCUACAUACAAAGACUUUAUAGAGCAACUUUCUUCCAUAUUAAGUGAUUCUUACAAUGCAACAAGUGAGUUGAAGUUAUCUUACAUGGUUGAUGGUUGCCCUCCACCUGUGUAUAUCAAUGAUGAAGCCAGUUUCCGUUUUUUCCUC